GACGCGGUGAAUUGUGGGCAGAGGGGCGGGGGUUGGGAAGAUGGCGGCUCCCAGCCUCCUCAACUGGAGGCGGGUUUCCUCCUUCACCGGGCCCGUCCCCCGCGCCCGGCACGGACACCGGGCCGUGGCCAUCAGGGAGCUGAUGAUCAUCUUUGGUGGGGGCAACGAGGGCAUCGCGGACGAGCUGCACGUCUACAACACGGUUACAAAUCAGUGGUUCCUACCAGCUGUUAGAGGAGACAUCCCUCCAGGCUGUGCUGCCCAUGGAUUUGUCUGUGAUGGUACCAGAAUAUUAGUAUUUGGGGGAAUGGUUGAAUAUGGAAGAUACAGCAAUGAGUUAUAUGAGUUACAAGCAAGUCGUUGGUUAUGGAAAAAAGUCAAACCCCAUCCCCCUUCUUCUGGUUUACCUCCUUGUCCUCGGCUUGGACAUAGCUUUUCUUUAUAUGGUAACAAAUGCUAUUUGUUUGGUGGCCUGGCAAAUGAAAGUGAAGAUUCCAACAAUAAUGUUCCCAGGUAUUUAAAUGAUUUCUAUGAGUUGGAGCUACAGCAUGGCUCUGGUGUUGUGGGUUGGAGCAUUCCAGUGACGAAAGGGAUUGUGCCUUCGCCGCGAGAAUCCCACACAGCUGUUAUAUAUUGCAAAAAAGAUUCUGGGAGUCCUAAAAUGUAUGUUUUUGGUGGAAUGUGUGGUUCUCGCCUGGAUGACCUAUGGCAACUUGACUUAGAAACUAUGUCAUGGUCAAAACCAGAAACUAAAGGGACAGUGCCACUUCCACGAAGCCUUCACACAGCCAGUGUUAUAGGAAACAAGAUGUAUAUUUUUGGUGGAUGGGUUCCUCAUAAGGGGGAAAAUAUUGAGACUUCACCGCAUGAUUGUGAAUGGAGAUGUACCAGUUCAUUUUCUUACCUAAAUCUGGAUACAGCAGAGUGGACCACCCUAGUAUCAGAUUCUCAGGAAGAUAAAAAAAAUUCAAGACCAAGACCGAGAGCUGGACACUGCGCUGUUGCAGUUGGCUCUCGAUUAUAUUUUUGGAGUGGAAGAGAUGGCUACAAAAAAGCACUGAACAGUCAAGUUUGCUGCAAGGAUCUUUGGUAUCUUGAUACUGAGAAACCACCAGCACCCUCACAAGUACAACUGAUCAAAGCCACUACCAACUCUUUUCAUGUCAAAUGGGAUGAAGUGCCUACAGUUGAGGGUUAUCUUUUGCAGUUGAAUACGGACUUGCCAUACCAAGCUGCAUCAUCGGAUUCUUCAGCAGCACCAAAUAUGCAAGGAGUCAGGAUGGACCCUCACAGACAAGGCAGUAAUAGCAUCGUUCCCAACAGUAUCAGUGAUACAAUGAACAGUGCAAAAACUGAACAUACAGCUAUGAAAGGAACUUCAGUGAAAAACAAACCAGAUCUCAAAGCAUCAACUGAUUCUAAUGCCAUUUUCCAUUCAUCUUUGGCAGCUAAUGCUUCUAAUCAUAAUAGUUGUGUGGUGGAUAUGCUAAGGAAAAAUGAAGGUCCUCACACUUCAGCAAAUAUAGGUGUACUAAGUAGUUGCCUGGACUUAAGAACAGUAAUCCCUGAAAGUUCUGUAUCCAGUACUGUUUCCAGCCCACAAACUAUGGUAACCGAGCAGACCAUUAAAACUGAAUCAUCCAGUACAAAUGGGGCAGUUGUUAACGAUGAAACUUCACUAACAACAUUCAGUACCAAAUCUGAAGUUGAUGAAACAUGUGCACUGCCUGCAACUAAGAUCAGCCGUGUAGAGGCGCAUCCUGCAGCAAUGCCAUUUUCUAAAGAGACUCCUUCAAAUCCAGUGGCCACAAUGAAAGCAGGAGAACGGCAGUGGUGUGAUGUAGGAAUUUUUAAAAAUAAUACAGCUUUGGUGAGCCAAUUUUAUUUGCUGCCAAAAGGGAAACAAAGCAUCUCAAAGAUAGGAAAUGCAGACGUCCCUGACUACAGUUUACUUAAGAAACAAGAUCUUGUUCCAGGCACAGGAUACAGAUUCAGGGUUGCUGCUAUCAAUGGUUGUGGAAUAGGCCCUUUCAGCAAAAUCAGUGAAUUUAAAACUUGUAUUCCUGGUUUUCCUGGAGCUCCUUCUGCAGUCAGAAUUUCAAAGAAUGUUGAGGGUAUCCAUCUUUCCUGGGAACCUCCCACUUCACCUUCUGGAAAUAUUUUGGAAUAUUCAGCCUACUUGGCAAUUCGCACAGCACAAAUACAAGAUAAUCCAAGUCAACUUGUAUUUAUGAGGAUUUAUUGUGGUCUUAAGACAUCAUGUAUAGUAACUGCUGGGCAGCUUGCAAAUGCACAUAUUGAUUAUACAUCCAGACCUGCCAUUGUGUUCAGGAUAUCAGCAAAGAACGAAAAGGGAUAUGGACCAGCUACACAAGUUCGAUGGCUUCAAGGUAUUGAUAAAUAUAACCUGCACGAACAACAGCAAUUUGAAGUCCUCAAUACUUUUUAAGGAUGUAAAGAGGUUCUAAGACCAAAAAUUUGAGAACCGCUGCUCCAAGAAGCAGGUUUUACUUGGUCAUGCUGAACUGUUUUCUAAAGCAUUUGUACCAAUUUCCACUCCGGAGUGUCAUUGUUCCACAUCUUAGCAAACACUUGGUCUUGACUGUCUUUUAUACUUGCCAAUUGGAUGGCUAUUAUAUGGUAUCUUACUGUGGGUUUAAUUUGCAUUUCUCUGAUUACUAAUGAAAUUGAGUGUUUUUUUCCAUAUAUAAAAGUGUUCCUCUUUUAUGAAAUACCUGUUCAUGUCUUUUGCCCAUUUUUCUAUUGGGUGUGUGUCUUUUUUCAUUGAUUCAUAUUUCUUUAUAUAUUCUGGAUACCAAUCCCUUGUCAUUUAAACAUGUUGCAUAUAUCUUCUCCCAGUUUGUGUAUUAUCGUUCGUAAUUGUAUUGAAUCUGUUGAUCGACUUGGAAAAAAUUAAUAUCUUUUCAAUAAUGAGUCUUCCUAGCCAAAAACAUUGUAUAUCUCUCCAUUUAUUUGGU
Rhinolophus ferrumequinum (greater horseshoe bat) is the source of this 2978-nucleotide messenger RNA. RefSeq names its product host cell factor C2 (gene HCFC2). Gene Ontology annotation, molecular function: transcription coactivator activity; protein binding. The record is from RefSeq and is a predicted model, not a curated record. Bases 41 to 2449 code for a protein of 802 amino acids. Gene Ontology annotation, cellular component: histone methyltransferase complex. NCBI's taxonomy places the organism in Eukaryota, Metazoa, Chordata, Mammalia, Chiroptera, Rhinolophidae. Gene Ontology annotation, biological process: chromatin remodeling; regulation of DNA-templated transcription. The transcript is spliced from 16 exons.